Messenger RNA from Nerophis lumbriciformis (worm pipefish), 1815 nucleotides. The record is from RefSeq and is a predicted model, not a curated record. Lineage: Eukaryota; Metazoa; Chordata; Actinopteri; Syngnathiformes; Syngnathidae.
AUGGGAAAGAAACAUAAGAAACACAAAUCGGACAAACACGCACAUGAUGAAUACACAGAGCGCCCGCUGAAGCUGGUCCUGAAGGUGUCGGGCAACGAGGUAACCACGGGGAGCUCCAGUCGCGACACCUUCUACGACGAACAGUCACCAGACUGUGAUAAAGCAAAGGACAAGAAAAAGAAGAAGAAAAAGGAGAAAGAGAGGAACUGUGGCACACCUGAAAGUGACAAAGGAAAGAAGAAGGUGAUCAAAAGGAAGAAAGCCCAAGAAGUGGAUGGAGAAGAUGAACGAGAAAACUGCAGGACUCCCAUUCGAUCAGAGCUGGAUAAACUGGAAGAGAAAGCGCAAACGCCCCUACAAGAAGCACUGAACCAACUCAUCAGGCAGCUGCAAAGGAAAGACCCCAGUGCAUUUUUCACCUUCCCAGUGACGGACCUGAUCGCUCCGGGCUACUCAAUCAUAAUUAAGCAUCCAAUGGACUUCAGCACUAUGAAAGACAAAGUAAAGAAACAAUACUAUGCUUCUUUGGACGAGCUCAAGGCUGAUUUCAAGACAAUGUGUGAGAACGCCAUGGCAUACAACAAGCCCGAAACUAUUUACCACAAAGCCGCUCGCAAGUUGCUGCACUCUGGAAUGAAGAUUCUCAGCAAAGAGCGUCUGCAGAGCCUGAAACAGAGCAUUGAGUUCAUGUCUGGUCUGGCUCCAUCAGACAAAGUUGCCGGUAAGCGCCAGCACCAAGGGGCGGCCUGCCUGGUGACCAAAAGAGAAGUCAGCAGAGGGGGCAGCGAAGGCUCACAGACACCCGGCACGCCUAGAUCAGACAAGUGCAGCAAGGAAGAGGAGGCCGAAAAAGAGCUCGAGGAAAUCCGCAAGGUCAUCGAAGAGUCCGGGGGGAAACUGUCCAACAGAGUGCUGCAGUGCGACUUGGAGUUUAGCAGACAGAGGCAAUCUGAUGGCUCCACUACUUUGGCUUUUGUCAACCCAGCUGAUCCGUCAGCAGGAGAGACCGGAUACUGCGCCGUCAAGUUGGGCAUGAUGUCCACCCGCCUGCAAAGUGGCGUUAAUUGCCUCCAGGGCUUCCGCGAGGACAAGAGAAACCGCAUCACUCCAGUGUCCUACAUGAACUACGGGCCAUUCACGUCCUAUGCGCCAACUUAUGACUCCAGCUUCUCAAAUGUCAGUAAGGACGACUCAGACCUCAUCUACAGCCUCUAUGGGGACGAGUCCAGCCUACAGGGCUCAGACAGCUUGUCGGAGUUCCUGUCCAAGUCGGACGAGUACGUAUACAAAAUGGCCGACAACCUUCUGGACGCAAUGACCAAUGGCGAGCAUUCAAAGACCCUGAAGGAGAUUGAACCACAGGUGGAAGAGCCUUUGCAAGAGGACAAAGCUGAUGCAGAUGUAUCCCAACUUGAUGCUUUAGGUUGCAGUAAAACGGAAGAGCCUCUUGCUCCUGAGCUCUCUGGAGUGGAAACAGACGUGCAGCAGAAACUGGACGAGACCACGUUGCUCCUACGGGAGCUGCAGGAAGCACAGAGGGAGCGUCUGAGCACCAAGCAGCCACCCAACAUGAUUUGCCUGCUGGCACCUACCACUAAGGAGCUGGAGCUGGCUGAGAAAGUGACAGGCAACUUGGCAGAGUUGACAGGUCAAGUGGCCCCUUGUGACAUUAGCAGCAUUUGGGCUAUCAGGAAGGCCAUGGGUAUCGCUCUCCCUCCAGGACCCCUCGUAGACCUCACUUCUGUGCAUGAGAUGGGAGAACCCAUGGACACCACACCCAGUUAUCCGGAGCCACCACCCAUCACAGCAGUUUAA